AUGCAAUAACAGUAAAAUUAAAGUUAGAAUGCUUCUAAAAUAUAUAAAAAAGCUAGUACUAAUAGUAACUGUCAAACAGACUAAAAGUAUUUGUCUCCUAGAACAACUGAAUCAACAAAUAGAAAAAUCAGUCACAUAUAUGAAGAGGAAUUCCGUUAGAGGGUUGAUAGCAUAUUGCAUGAAAAUCAUUAAUAAUUAAAUUUAGGGAAUUAGUUAUUAAAAUAAUUAGAAGAUAUAAAAUAAUAACAAGUUGAUAAAAAUGAAGAAAUCUUAAGAGCAAUAAAAUUUUAUAAGAAUUUUCAUACCCAUUCUCCUUAAAGACAAUCAUCUACAGAAUAGAGAAGUAUCUCUCCAAAAUCAAAAAAUCCUAAUGUUUAAUAAUUAUAAAAAGGAUUUUAGAAUCCUGAUGUAAAAGAUGUUUUUGAUAAAUUAAGUCAAUAUAAGUUUGUAGAAUUGAAUUAUUUUUUAGAAGAAUUACAAGAGUCUGAUAAAUAAACACCAUCUCUUGCUUAUAAAAAAAUACAUAAUAAAGAUUUAAAUUCUCUCCCAGAAUAAAUUAAAUAUUUCAGUCCAAGUUAUUUAAAAUCAAUUUUAGAUUAUUCUAAAUCAUAAGCAAAUUCUAUAAAAUAGCAUAUAUAAUAAGUAAUUGAAACUAAUAUGGAUAAAAUUCAUAUUAAAAAACCAUCUUUAAAAUAAUCUAGUAAAUAUGCUGAUAUAAAUUGGCAAAAAAUUGAUUAAAAUUUUAAGGAUUAAAGUACUUUGAUCAAUGAAGUAUAGCAUGAAGUAUCUCUUUUAUAAAAUUAAAUAACAAUUUUAUAAAAGGAUUUUGGAUCAAUUUAAUCAUAAUAAUAAACUAAUAUUGAAUAAACUGAUGAAAAAAUCAAUAAAAUAUCUAAUGAUAUCCUUUAAUUAUAAGAAAAUACAAAUAGCAUAACUUAUUAAUAAGAUAAUACUAAGAAAUCUUCAACAAUUUCUAGAUAAUCCAUAAGUAAUUUAUCUGAAACUUAAAUAAAAAGAACAACAAAGUAAAAGUAAACAGAUUUAGUUGAAAAACAUGCUAUGCUUAGUUAUUUUAGGGCUGAAUUUGUAACUAAUUUUGAUGAAAUUAAUCAGAAAUUUUAAUAAAUGUUGGAAGAUAACAAAAAAGUAUUUGAAGAAAGAAUUAAUCAAUUAAGUCAAGAAUUUAAAAACUUAACUGAAGCUAUUAAUUAUACAUAAAUUUUAUAAAAUAUUUCUAGUUCAGUUGAACCAAGUAAUAAUUAAGAUAUGAUUUAAAAGAGUUGUACAGAAAGAGCUUAAGAAAUUAUAGAUAAUGAAAGUCUUAAUAAUAUUAAAUCUUAACAAGAAUUAUAGAAUUUGAAUAAAGAAAAAUUAUAAGAUUAAUCAAUAACUUAAGAAAUUGAUACACUUAAGACUUAAAAUGAUGUUUUGAUUAAAUAAACUAAUUCAAUGCAUGAAGAUAUAUAAAGAUUAAAUAGAUGGAUUAAAGAAUUAUAAAAUUUUAAUUCAUUAUAUUAAACUAAAUUUGAAUAAAGACUUUCUUAAGUAUACAGCGAUCAUGAGAUUAUGUAAUAAGAAUAAGAAUAAUGUAAAAUUAUUAUGACAACUUUUAAAAAUUCUAUGAGAAUUGAUGCUAUUCAAAAUUCUGAAAAUAGUUUUAGAUCUGAUUAAGAAUAAAUAUUAUAAAAAUAAUAUUCUGAAAAAAAUAUUCAUUCAUACAUUUAAUAAUUAGAUUUGAAAGUUUAAGAAUUAACAAUUUAAGUUGAUAAAAUAGAUAAUAAACUAUAGAAAUUAAUAGAAAAUAAGACUACUAAAAAUAUUAGUAUUAAUGAUAUAUUAAUAUAUCUUCAUUAAUAAUAACAUGUAACUAAUAUCUGUAUAAUAUCAGAGAAAAAAGAUUUUAUAACUUUGGGUAUUAAUUCUAAUGAAAUUAAAAUUACUACUUAUAUCAAGGUCUAUGAUAAUUCCUUUUUUACUGCAUUUGCUUAUUAAUUCUUAAAAAAUAAAAUAAUGUAUGAAUAAGAUGACUUUUAUUCUUUUAUUGAAGAUAUUAAACAACUUAAUUUCAUUAUUUAUUGUGAUUAAUUGAAUAUUUCACAAUCUUAAUUUGGAUCUCUUAAAUAAUUACUAAUUCUUUAUUUAAUUCAAAUUUAUAAUGAAGAUCAAGAUUAAAGAAUAUAAGCAUUUAAUUAAUUAUAUAAAAAUUAGAAUAAUCUUAAUUUCCACAUUUUAGCUAAUAUUUUUAUUAGAAAUAUGUUUCAUUCAAAAGUAUAAUCAACCCUAAAAAUAUUAAAUUGGAAUACAGAAAUAGAUGAUACUUUAAAUCUUCAAUCAUUAUCACAAUAAUUAAAUAUGUAAUAAUUUUAAUAUAUAUUUUAAGAAAUCUUCAUUUUAUUCAAGUAUGUAAUACUGAAUUUAAGAAAAAUAUCUUUGAACAAGGAAAAGAUAAAAUAGGAAUUUUAGAUCAUAAUAAAUAAUAUUAUAUUAUAAAUCUAGAAUGA
Paramecium primaurelia is the source of this 2501-nucleotide messenger RNA. NCBI's taxonomy places the organism in Eukaryota, Ciliophora, Oligohymenophorea, Peniculida, Parameciidae. The record is from the annotation of a GenBank genome assembly.